This is a messenger RNA of Thunnus maccoyii (southern bluefin tuna), 5973 nucleotides long. RefSeq names its product phosphodiesterase 4D, cAMP-specific (gene pde4d). Gene Ontology annotation, cellular component: nucleus; cytosol; perinuclear region of cytoplasm. Gene Ontology annotation, molecular function: 3',5'-cyclic-AMP phosphodiesterase activity. Bases 605 to 2977 code for a protein of 790 amino acids. The record is from RefSeq and is a predicted model, not a curated record. Gene Ontology annotation, biological process: signal transduction. The transcript has 15 exons. Lineage: Eukaryota; Metazoa; Chordata; Actinopteri; Scombriformes; Scombridae.
UGGAUGGUUUUUACGCAUACCGUGCGUCAAGUUAACUACUGUCGCAGUGGUUUACUGAAGUUUACAAGAUAUUGUGGAGAGACCCAUCCGCCCGUGUGGACUGUCCUGUACUGAACAUCUCUCAUUGCCGCAGCCAAACAAGCACCUUGCUGAAAUGGGCGUGUAUGGAGAAAGCGGGGAGCACUUGGAAACUAGUCUCAACUGAGAGAGUUCCUCUUCGUAAAGUCUCACUCAGGAACACUUCCCCAUAGAAAAUCGCAGUCAUAGAGGUCUACCUCGUGAUGCGUAAAUGGGUUCAUUUUUGGUUCUGUCCAGUGUAUUUCUGCAGGGCAGCAAGGAAAAGUUGAUGGAGUUAAACUCAUUACGCAAGCUUCAAAAAACAAACUGGACGUGAAGCACCCAGAGUAACUAAAAAAGUUAUUUCAUUUACUCUAGAAUAGCUAUAAUUUCGAAUUUUUUGUUUUCGUUUUUUGGUUUCUCAAAACACCUAAUUGCCUCGCAGUGGUGUCAAGCCCCCCUCUCACCACCUUUUCCCCCCGGGUCAUUCAAUCUGAAUGCCCAUAAAGUGUUUAUUUCUUUAAAUUAUUAUUUGUGGCUAAGGAGGAUGGAACCUGCAUGCGGGAAAGUGGGGUCGGCGUCUUUGGUCGCCGGCGGCGGAACCGGCGUGAGCGCGAAGGCGCCCAAACAUCUGUGGAGGCAGCAGAACCAGGCAGCGCUCUCUCCGCUCCACCACGCGCUGGUAGUGCGCAAGAACGACCGAGUGAGACAAAGAGGCUUUUCGGACACCGAGAGAUACCUCAACCCGAGGAACAUGGACCGGACUUACGCGGUGGACACGGGGCACCGACCCGGACUGAAGAAAUCUAGGAUGUCGUGGCCGUCGUCGUUUCAAGGUCUUCGACGUUUCGAUGUGGACAAUGGCACAUCAUCAGGUCGCAGCCCCCUGGACCCAAUGGCCAGCCCAGGCUCAGGCCUCAUCCUGCAGGCCAAUUUUGUCCACAGCCAACGGAGAGAGUCAUUUCUCUACCGCUCCGACAGUGACUAUGACCUCUCGCCCAAGUCUAUGUCCCGAAACUCCUCCAUUGCCAGUGACAUCCAUGGUGACGAUAUGAUUGUAACGCCAUUUGCACAGGUUCUUGCCAGCUUGAGAACUGUACGGAACAACUUUGGUGCAUUAACCAAUCUACAGCAAGACAGAGCAUCCAAUAAGAGAUCACCCAUGUGUAACCCACCACCCAUCACCAAGACCACCUUUACAGAGGAGGCCUACCAGAAACUGGCCACUGAGACCCUGGAGGAGCUGGACUGGUGCCUGGACCAGCUGGAGACGCUGCAGACAAGACACUCAGUCAGUGAGAUGGCCUCCAACAAGUUCAAGAGGAUGUUGAACAGGGAGCUGACUCACCUAUCAGAGAUGAGCCGUUCUGGGAACCAGGUGUCUGAGUUCAUCUCCAGCACCUUCCUGGACAAGCAACAUGAAGUGGAGAUGCCAUCCCCUCAGACGCAGAAGGAGAAGGAGAAGAAGAACAAGCCAAUGUCUCAGAUCAGCGGGGUGAAAAAGCUGCAACACUCCUCCAGCCUCACAAACUCCAAUAUCCCUCGCUUCGGGGUCAAGACCGAGACCGAGGAUGAACUCGCUAAGGAGCUGGAGCAUGUGAAUAAAUGGGGCCUUAACGUUUUUAAAAUCUCAGAGUUCUCUGGGAAUCGGCCACUGACAGUCAUGAUGUAUACAAUAUUCCAGGAGCGAGACUUGUUAAAAACUUUUAAAAUUCCACUUGACACCUUUAUAACAUACCUGAUGACCUUAGAAGACCAUUAUCAUGGCGAUGUGGCCUACCAUAACAACAUCCAUGCUGCUGACGUCACCCAGUCAACUCACGUGCUGCUAUCCACCCCCGCCCUCGAGGCUGUGUUCACAGAUCUUGAGAUCCUAGCUGCCAUCUUUGCCAGUGCUAUUCACGAUGUGGACCAUCCUGGAGUUUCCAACCAGUUCCUCAUCAACACCAAUUCAGAGCUCGCGCUGAUGUACAAUGACUCGUCAGUGUUGGAGAAUCACCAUCUAGCAGUGGGUUUCAAACUGCUACAAGAAGAGAACUGUGACAUCUUCCAAAACUUGACCAAAAAACAACGACAAUCACUGCGAAAGAUGGUCAUUGACAUCGUGCUAGCAACAGACAUGUCCAAGCACAUGAAUCUACUGGCUGAUCUGAAAACCAUGGUGGAAACCAAAAAGGUGACCAGCUCUGGUGUCUUGCUGCUGGACAACUACUCAGACAGGAUACAGGUUCUCCAGAACAUGGUGCACUGUGCAGACCUUAGCAACCCCACCAAGCCUCUGCAGCUGUACCGGCAGUGGACGGACCGCAUCAUGGAGGAGUUCUUCAGCCAGGGUGACCGAGAGAGGGAGAGGGGCAUGGAGAUCAGCCCCAUGUGUGACAAACACAACGCCUCAGUAGAAAAAAGCCAGGUCGGUUUCAUAGACUACAUCGUUCACCCUUUGUGGGAGACGUGGGCUGACCUGGUCCACCCAGAUGCCCAGGACAUCCUGGACACAUUGGAAGAUAACAGGGAGUGGUACCAAAGCACCAUCCCCCAAAGCCCCUCUCCUGCCUUGGAUGAGCCUGAGGACGGCAGUCGGCCCCCAGGAGGGGACAAGUUCCAGUUUGAGCUCACCCUGGAGGAGGACGGGGAGUCGGACACAGAGAAGGACAGCGGCAGCCAGCCGGAGGAGGAGGAAGAAGAGGAGGAGGAGGAAGAGGAGGAAAACAGCUGUACUGACUCUAAAACACUCUGUACGCAGGACUCUGAAUCGACAGAGAUUCCCUUGGACGAACAGGUGGGGGAGGAUGAAGAAGAGGAGGAGGUAGCAGUAGAGGGGGAGACUCCCUCCUCACAACCUUGUGUUGUGGAGGAAGAGGUAGCAGAGGAGGAGGAGGAGGAGGAGGAAAAGGAGAAAGAGAAAUCCCCCGACACAUAGCAGUUUAUGGACAGCAUCUAACUGUUCUUCUUAGUAAUGACAGAUGAUUAUUUAUAGAAUAUUUUUUGGGUUUUGUGGAGUCUCUCUGUGUUUUUUAUACAUCUAUGUUUAUGGUUCCAAAGCGUGCGCUGCUUUCCACCUUGGCCACUCCUCCUGUCAGCUUUGUUCAGACACGCCCACUGGUACUUCUUCAAGUUUUUUUGCACUCAGGAAAACUCCUUUCCAUUCCCGUUCGUACUGACGUGGUGUGUCUUUAUUUCUUUCUUUUACAACCUCCCCUUUACAAGCUUAAUUUUAGGACAUGGGCAAGCAGUUCACAGUCUGCUCAGUGCUGUUCGUAACGACACAUAAUAUCACAUUUUCCUUCCCUCCGCUUUGUCUCAGCCUUGCCUGAAAGUUUAGCAGUGUUUCUGUGUUUUAUCAAGUGCCCAUAUUCUACAGAGAAAGUUAUCAGUGUGUUCAAGGAGAAUCUCUCUCUCUGUUAGGUCAUCUCCUCCCCACUACGAAUUAGGAGGCUUGUUAUGCUGCCGUUCCGCUGAAAACCUGACAGGAUGGCGCAGAGAUGAAAGCUGCAGCACACUGGGGAGCCUUUUGAGACACAUUUCUGACGCGGAAGUCUUCCUUGAAAACCUGACUGACACAAAGCUCAAAUCUAAACAGCAAUGCUGCUGUCCUAGACCUCUUUAAUUUUUGUAUCGUACUGUAUGUAAAAUUCAGAUAUUUUCUAGAAUUUACUUUUGCAAUCCUAGGCUUUCUUUUGUUAGCAAAGACGAUGAGAGAACUUUUUGGAAAUUGUGGAAACCAACGGGGAGAAAUGUGUCACAAAUUUUCAGUGUUUGAAAGGGGUAUUUUUACAGCUGGAUUACAUGAGGAGUGUUCUGAGGUGUUUGCACUUGCUCCAAUAGCAUUUAUACUACUAUUCCCAUGCCACUAUACUCAUAUUUGGUUAGUCCUGUGAGUUGAAAUUGGAAUUUAUUCAUAAUAAUAUAAUUUUGAUUACUUUUAAGUUUUCACUAAAGAGGAAGCAGACACCUGAAGUCUUUGCUCUCAUUGAAUUUGUUUGUGACGUGGAUGAAGCCUUUAAAUUUUAUUAUUGUUGCCUGCAGUUCUUUUGAACACAUCCUGAGACAAUGCAAUGCUUUGUAGUUGAUACAAAAAGCACCUUUUUUUAGAAGCUUGAUUAGUGCUCCGAGUAUACAGAAAUAGUACUGGUGUUAAAAAUUACUGGGGUGAUUUUAUACCAAUGUUAUGAAAGCUUUUUUUGUCCUUUUUAAAAAAAGAAAAAAGAAAAAAAAGAAAAUUUUGCCCAUUUUUGUUUGAUGCUUGUCGUCAGUCAUGCCAGUUCGUUUUUGGUUAUGCUACAUGAAUUUAUUUUUCAUCAGAAUAGUAAUUAAUUUUGCCAUAACAACAUAAAACUCUGUUGCUGUCUUUGUUUUUCGACAAGACAAUCAGCUCCGUUGCGUAGUCAUCAGAUGAGACUAUCCUCUACGUAGAUAAUCUAAUGCACUGAUAUAUUCAUAUAUCACCACUUUAUUAUUUUUCAUGUUUAAUGCGCCAAAACACUCACUGAUGCAGGCUUAGGCUUGAACAAUGCUGUCUUACACCUCAGCCAAGAGUCUCUUCCUUUUCCAUGUUUCUUUCAUUUUUCACUUUACACCUAAUGCUAUUAUUUAUUGGUAUAUGUUUCUAUUUGUUGAGUCAUUUUGCAAUAUAAAGGUGGUACAGUAAAUAUUUCACUGUAGCAUAGACCACAGGCUUGCCAGUUACAAUACCCAAAUAUACUUUUUUUUCUUCUCUGUGUACAUAAAAUAUAAAAAAAUCAACAAAUGUACAAAAAAGGAAAAAAAAAUUCACUUGAAUACUGCACACUGCUUUUUUUUUAAGAGUGCUUGCUUUAAUUAUGUGUCAUUUCAAAACUUUUAAUUUAAUCUUUCAGUUUGUGCCAAGAUUUUAUUUUUCUCUUCUUUUUUUUCCAUCCUCACCCGAUGCCCUUACCUGUAAUAAAAUUUUCUGGUUUUAUCGCUGUUUACAAACAUAUAUUUAUUGUGCUGUAUAUAAUAUAUAAUUAUUAAUGUUAUUACUAUCAUAAUGCCGUUUGUUGUAAAUGGUUGAUUCUUAUCAUCCCUUUUGGUGAUGGUGUGGCUGUAUUACGUACCUCUUGUUGAGAGAAUGUUUAUUACACAUGAGCUUCAGUGUAAAAAUGAUCCAUCGACAUGUUGCUUAUCUGAGAACUAGCUCAGUGAAGAGAGGGGGAAAGCCAAAUUGUUUUUUAAAAAGAAACUGUUCCUUGGCCCAUGGGCUGUGCCUUAAAUUCAACACACGUCAUUUACUUUAGCCUUUUUUUUCCUCUUUAAUUUUCUAGUUUUCUUUUGCUGCAUUAGUGAAUCUUUUGGCUUGGGUUGUCCUGAUCUCCUGUCCUGAAUUUGAAAACGUUGCCUUUUUACUUUUACAGCCAAACACAAAUUGCUCUAUCAAAAAAUAUGGCACUGCUUAGAAAAUAUGUUGUCAGUGCAGAAGCUUGUAGAGAUUCAGGUCAACCACAAGUCAUAGAUUAACUACUUGAGUGGUGUGUGGCCUAUAGCCGGAUGUCCAAGAGUCGUAUUUGCUGUAGACCUGGUCUGAACCACUCGCACCUUCCUCAGGCCCAGCCACUACACUCAAAGAUGUGAUUCAACCUGUUGGAUGUAGACGAUAUGAGAGUAACUUUGUGUUACUGCAGCGUCCUCUACAUCCCUCUGGUUGUAUUACAGCUACAAACACUGAAUGGGGUGCAACAGGAGUGUGUAGUUGCUGCUCGACCACGGCCUACGAAGCACACAGGCUUCGAGACACAUCUGCAUGUUCAGCCACUGCUGCAUUAAUUAUGGCUGAAACACUGACAGUGUGUUGCUUAUCUAUGCUCGGCCCACACUUCCACUCACAUUACUUGCAAUAUCCAAAACCACUGACAUCUUUGUGCGUGGACAAGAGGAGGGUUCAGUAUAUUUCUGUAGUGA